CUCGAGCAAGGCUUUUCACACGACAAUUCUCUCCUAGUCCCACCUGCCCCAUCUGUGACAAUCAGGAAGAAUCUAUUUCUCAUUGUCUUUUUUUCUGUCCUCAUGCUAGAGCCACUUGGAUAGAAAAUGGUUUACAUCAUUUUAUUCCAACAUCUGACUUCCAUUUUCCACUGUGGUUUUUCCACUUGCAGGAUUUUGUUCCUGAGGGUACUAUUAGGAAGAUAGCUUUUUGCCUCUGGAAUAUCUGGAUAUCUAGGAAUGGAUUUGUGUUUGAAGACAAGGUUAUUUCCCCAACUACUACAGCAACGAUGGUUGAACGUGACCUGACGAAAUGGGAAGAAUCCCGAAAUCAUACCAACAAUUCAGCAAAUGGUCACUUCACUUCCUUGCAAACUCAGCCUAGGGGAUCCCGUUCAGACCCCUCACCACCGCCAGGACCUUUCCAAAAGAUUGUGCAUUGUGAUGGAUCCUUCGUAUCGGAAUCACAAUUGGCGGCUUAUGGGAUUGCUAUUGCAAAUUCUCAUGGUCAGGUGUUUGAUGGCAAGGCUGAGACCUUCUAUUGUUCUGUUCCAAUUCAAGCGGAAGCUUUGGCCCUUCUCAAUGCGGUUAGGAUGGCAGCUCUUGAUCCCGUUCGUACUAGCAUUCGCUGUGACUGCCAAAUCCUUACGUUGGCACUCAAACAACACCCGUCCUUGUGGCCUUAGCAAUGUCGGGCGACGAUUGCACUGAUUAUUCCAAUCCUUCUUGCUGCUCCGUGGAUUGACGUUUCCUUUUCUCCUCGUCGACAUAAUGCUCUGGCUGAUUGGGUUGCUAACAAUGCCCGCUUGGGUUUGUUACCAAUGGAUUGGAUUGUAAUCGCUAACCUGCUGUAUCCAUUGUUGUAACCUCUUUGCCUUCAUUUGGGUUGGUAAUGGAAUAAGAGAGUCCCACUUUGUUUCAAAAAAAAAAGAAGUAUAUAACAAAUCAAUGAUACCCUCACUGGUAGCGAACAACAGGAAUCACAUACAAAAGUUCACAAUAAGUAUGCCAAUCCACCUGAAGAUCUCGACUUUAGUCCCACCAGAGAAGCAAAAUUUGAUAGAAAUUGAAUGAAAUAACCAACUUUUCUUAUGUUCCUCUCAUGUUUCUGUAACUAAUCGCGAAAUGAAAAUGUAAGAAAAUUAGACAAUUCAAAGACUUUCUAUGCUAAUUAUCCAAAAUAACAGUAUGUCAUUAACUCGUAACUGAAUGAAUUCUUGCAAAUCGAUAUUCACUUCACUGAUCACAUCAUAGAAAUAUUUGGGUCACAAAUGUUAUCUUUUGAUGCAAGUUUAUCUCACCUUAUGUCAGCUAAUCAUUGAUCCAAUAUUUGAAAUAGUAAGACGAUAAUCUUGAAGUGAGUAAUUCAAAUGGCAUAGAUUUCUGAAUAUAUCUAUCUUCUUAUAAUAUAAAAAAGUAGUGCACUAUCACUUGAAGAACAUUCUCCCCGAAAAAGUUAAUCUGCUAACUUGAAGAUUUGUUAGCAUAUACUAACUGAUAUCCAAAAAAACAUGAACUAGUAUCCAAGUACUAAAGUAUCUAGAGAGUACAGACUAGUAUUUAAGGUUUGCUAACUGAUAUCGAGUUAUCCACCAUGAAUCAACUAUUAUCUCAAAUUCACAAACUAAUAUCUAGACAACACAUAAUAGUAUUCAUACAACACAUAAUUAGUAUCAAGAUAACACAUAAGAGUACUCAUAUUGAAUACUAGUUGGUAUGAUUGUGGAUAUUAGUUGAUAAAAUCAGCAUACUUGGAUACUAGUUCAUACAUUUUGGAUAUUAGUUAGUAUAUACUAACAACUUAUGCCGUUAGAAGAAUAACCCUAUUGCAUUCUCCCACUCAUAUUCUUGCAAGAACAAACCUUCAAAUUGUAGAGCUCCUUUUUAUCACAAAAGAACUAGCGUGGGCCCCGGCCAGUUGGCCGGAGGUGAGGUAUGAAAUUUGAUAAUGUAAUGGGGUGUAUAGCUUAUUGUUGUAUAGUUUUUUUGGGAAACACGUGAUAAAAAUAGUGAAUUUUAGCAGUCUAGAGACAUUAAUGAUACAACAAAUCAAAAAUCGGCCUUAUGAACCAAAAUCAAGUACCUGUUACCUUGUGAAACAAUAUUGUUUCCAGUAAUAUGAUGAGGUGGAGUAAGUUUUAUAGAAACCGAAUUCCAGAAAAUCGAAUAAAAAAUCGCCUAUCCCGACGGUUUUCAGGAAAUGAGCAUCUCACAAUCGUUGCUAGCUUUUACUCGGCCGUUGGCUGAUUAAUUUAGUUUAUAAAACUUUCAUACAUUU
Messenger RNA from Linum trigynum, 2296 nucleotides. The record is from the annotation of a GenBank genome assembly. Lineage: Eukaryota; Viridiplantae; Streptophyta; Magnoliopsida; Malpighiales; Linaceae.